This is a messenger RNA of Branchiostoma belcheri (Belcher's lancelet), 863 nucleotides long. RefSeq lists its product as uncharacterized. NCBI's taxonomy places the organism in Eukaryota, Metazoa, Chordata, Leptocardii, Amphioxiformes, Branchiostomatidae. The transcript has 3 exons. The record is from RefSeq and is a predicted model, not a curated record. The coding region runs from base 10 to 483 and encodes 157 amino acids.
CGCACGGUCAUGUCCAACACUCCAGUUCUGAAGAUCAUAGUAGGCAACAAGAGCGACCUGGAACACCGGACAUCGGAACAGGCGGCCGCUGAACUGGCGGCGGCGUUCGGCUGUGAGCUGGUCUUACAGGUGUCCGCUAGAACAGGUGAGGGGAUGAAAGAGGCGCUUCAAGUGAUCGCGGGAAAACUUCUGGCCAGGAGCCGGGAGCGGAAACGGUCUCACCUGACUUCACCGGCUUCUGAUGACGUCAGUCCGCUGACGUUAGGCCGACGGGACACGACAGAGACACGACAGACGUCAAGAUGCUGCUGGCGACAGAGAAAUGACAGAGAGACGACAGAGAGACGACAGAGAGACGACAGACGUCACGGGACACGGGACAUAGACGGGACACGACAGAGAGACGGCAUACGUCACGAUGCUGCAGACGACAGGGACACGACAGAGACACGACAGAGACACGACAGAGAGACGACAGAGUGAUGACAGAGAGACGACAUACGUCACGAUGCUGCAGUCAUGACAGUUGUGUUCUGUCUUUUCUUGGAACUUCUUGCCAGGAAUAAUUAAGACUUUGACAACAAGUUUAUUUUGUAAACAUGACAUUAUGUUUGUUUAGUUGGAGAUACAUGUAUAUCAUCUCUAAGUUACUUUUGUAUCGACUUAUGUUUGGUAUAAACUUUUGUUAUUUCUUGUUAUAGAUGGUUUCAUUCGAUUAUCAUGAAAGUCCAUCUAUGUUGGUAGUAAUCAUAGCAAAACGUUGAACUAAAUUAUUUCUAUACACAAUUGUACAGGGAUCAAAUUUUCAGCGAUCACUGUUGCCUUCAUCAGGAUAAUCAAUGACAAAUCACUUCACAACGUGA